This is a messenger RNA of Neoarthrinium moseri, 1047 nucleotides long. RefSeq lists its product as uncharacterized. Bases 1 to 1047 code for a protein of 348 amino acids. The record is from RefSeq and is a predicted model, not a curated record. The transcript has a single exon. NCBI's taxonomy places the organism in Eukaryota, Fungi, Ascomycota, Sordariomycetes, Amphisphaeriales, Apiosporaceae.
AUGCCUGGAUUCAAGUCCAACAUCCUCUUGGCCGCGCUGGCUGGCGUGGCCUUGGCCGGCGGCCACGGUGGUCACGGCUCUAAGCCGUCAAAGCGCGGGUGCACAACGCCCACGGCGAACCUGAGGAACGGAACAUACAUCGGUGUCACGGACUCUGUCAACGACCAGGAGUACUUCUUGGGCAUGCCCUAUGCCCAAGCACCGACAGGCUCGCUUCGGUUCGCGGCGCCUCAGCCAUUGCAGACUUCGUUCUCGGAGCCGAGGUCUGCCACCCAGUACGGCAAGGCUUGUAUUGGAUACGGUUCAGACACGACGAACCUUGGAACCGGACAGGGCGCCGUGCUCCUGAACGAGGGCAAGUUCGCGCGCGUGCCCCUGCUGUUGGGCAACAACUUUGACGAGGGCACGGCCUACGCCAAGACGGGCAUCAACACGACCGAGCAGUUCCAGUCCUACCUGUCCAGCCUGGGCCUGGGCGCGGACCAGGUCGCCAGCAUCACGGAGCUGUACCCCGACGACCUCUCCGUCGGCAUCCCGGCCUCGUACCCCGACCGCCCCGCGGCCUACCCCUACGGCCUGCAGUACAAGCGCGUCGCCGCGUUCGCCGGCCACUAUCAGCAGCACGCUGGUAGGCGCCACCUGGCCGAGUCGUACGCCGGCGCUGGGCUGUGCGUCUACUCGUACCUAUGGAACGUGUACGUCAACGGCAUCGCGGCCAUCUACGGCGCGACGCACUUCCAAGAGGUGGCCUUUGUCUUUGACAACACCGACGGCCUGGGCUACGCGACGAACCCGUUCGAGGGCAAGCCCGAGACCUUCAAGACGCUGGCCGACCUCAUGAGCAAGAUGUGGGUGUCGUUCAUGCACGGCGCCGACCCCAACCUGGGCGCCUCGGAGACCGUCCAGAGUGUCGCCUGGCCCCGGUACACGCUCGACGCGCCCGACAACCUCGUCUUCGACGUCAACGCCACCGGGCUGUCCUACGUCGCCGAAGACAACUACCGCAAGGAGAACAUUGCCUAUCUGCUCGACAGCGUCUUCGUGUAA